CAAGUUUUUCAUACACUAUCCUUAUUGCUAUGGUUACUGGAAAAAGUAUGCAGACCUUGAAAAGCGACAUGACAACAUUAAACAAUCAGAUGAGGUGCGUACAUCAACUGAAUAAAGUUAAUCUCCAUUAGGUACUGUAAGCCAAUUAAUAACAAAACAAGGACUUUUCUUUGGCUGACAGUACCUACCAUUUACGGUCAAACAAUUUUUAUAGGGUAUUUUAUUUGCAUUUGUCACUUUUGUGGCAUUUGUAGCUAAUAUUUUCUCUCUUUGUUGGCAGGUGCGUUAAACCUCUACAGUUUGUCAAGCUUUGCAGUGCAAGCCUCUGUAUUACACUGCAGCUUAACAAGUAGGGCAGGGCUUUUCUCUCACUUACAUUUAUUUCUCAUUUUCCAAACAAUAUAGUUGGUUUUCUAGUCACAUUUGCUACGUCUUAUUGCAUUUUUGGUCAGACGCUGUCAUUGAUGCUCUAAUGGGUCUGUGCCCUAUGGUCUGUAACCCAAAGCCUGCCCACACAACCCGGUCAGAAUGCAGGGACUGCUGCGCUUUGAAGAUCAAGACUCUGCACGUGGGGAUCAGAACAUUGCCAUGUUCUAUCCAACCUCCACCCAAAUGGUUUAUAGACGGGGACUUCAGGCAAUACCUCUUAGUGUUGACCUUUGGAUACAUUAUAUAAACUUCUUAAAAGAAACGUUGGAACCUGGUGAUCCUGAGACAAACAGUACAGUAAGAGGAACUUUUGAGCAUGCUGUUCUAGCUGCAGGAACAGAUUUCCGAUCUGACAGACUGUGGGAAAUGUAUAUAAACUGGGAAAAUGAACAAGGAAAUCUGAGAGAAGUUACAGCUAUAUAUGAUCGUAUUCUUGGUAUCCCAACACAGCUUUAUAGUCACCAUUUUCAAAGAUUUAAAGAACAUGUACAGAAUAACUUGCCCAGGGAUCUUUUAACUGGUGAACAGUUUAUUCAGCUGCGAAGGGAAUUAGCUUCUGUUAAUGGACAUAGUGGAGAUGAUGGUCCACCUGGUGAUGAUUUACCAUCAGGAAUUGAAGACAUAACUGAUCCAGCAAAGCUAAUUACUGAAAUAGAGAACAUGAGACACAGAAUCAUUGAAAUUCACCAAGAAAUGUUUAAUUAUAAUGAACAUGAAGUUAGUAAACGGUGGACAUUUGAAGAAGGUAUUAAAAGACCUUAUUUUCAUGUGAAACCACUGGAAAAGGCCCAACUAAAAAACUGGAAAGAAUAUUUAGAAUUUGAAAUUGAAAAUGGGACUCAUGAACGAGUUGUGGUUCUCUUUGAAAGAUGUGUCAUAUCAUGUGCCCUCUAUGAGGAAUUUUGGAUUAAGUAUGCCAAGUACAUGGAAAACCAUAGCAUUGAAGGAGUGAGGCAUGUCUUCAGCAGAGCGUGUACUAUUCAUCUCCCAAAGAAACCCAUGGUGCAUAUGCUUUGGGCAGCUUUUGAGGAACAGCAGGGUAAUAUUAACGAAGCCAGGAAUAUUUUGAGAACAUUUGAAGAAUGUGUUCUAGGAUUAGCAAUGGUUCGCUUGCGAAGAGUAAGUUUAGAACGACGGCAUGGAAACAUGGAAGAAGCUGAGCAUUUGCUUCAAGAUGCCAUUAAGAAUGCCAAGUCAAAUAAUGAAUCAUCAUUUUACGCUAUCAAACUAGCCCGACAUCUUUUCAAAAUACAAAAAAAUCUUCCAAAAUCAAGAAAGGUGCUUUUGGAAGCCAUUGAAAGAGAUAAAGAGAACACCAAGUUGUACCUCAAUUUACUUGAAAUGGAAUAUAGUGGCGACCUCAAACAAAAUGAAGAAAAUAUUCUAAGUUGUUUUGACAAAGCUAUACAUGGUUCAUUAGCUAUUAAAAUGAGAAUUACAUUCUCUCAGAGAAAAGUGGAAUUUCUUGAAGAUUUUGGUUCAGAUGUUAAUAAGCUUCUGAAUGCUUAUGAUGAACAUCAAACACUCCUCAAAGAACAAGAUACUUUAAAACGCAAAGCAGAAAAUGGAUCAGAAGAACCAGAAGAAAAGAAAGCACACAUGGAAGAUACACCAUCAUCUACACAGAUGAUUGAUGGUGAUUUACAGGCAAAUCAAGCUGCAUAUAAUUAUAGUGCCUGGUAUCAAUACAAUUAUCAGAAUCCUUGGAAUUAUGGACAGUAUUAUCCUCCUCCUCCAACCUGAUGGGAAACAAAUCAGAUGGGAGUGUAUGAAAAGGAUCAGUUUUUAAAUGAGGGAUGUAAACACAGCAUAAGCUUGUUUUAUUUGAUAAUUUGUCUUCCUUGUUUUUGUGUAACAUGAUUUGUUUAGUAAUAAGGGAAAUGUCAAUUAGUAGCUUACCAGAUACUAUUUCCUACCGUUUAUAAAUUUUACUUUGUAUUGGAGAACUAUUUUUUUUAUUUUUUUGCAUUAAGUGGUCUAGGAUUCUUUUGCAAUGCACUUGCAAGAGUUUUAUAGCCUUAAGUGUAGAGGAAAAAACUGACUGCCAAUCAUGUCAGUGUAGUACAGAUUCUGAAAACACAUAAGGGCUGGUUAUUAGGGAUUUCUUCUGUAAAAACAGGGAAAAAGAAAACAAUGAUUUUUUUUUAACCUUGUUGAUGUUAUCAGAAUGUUUCCGUUGUACUUGUGAAUUUGGAGCUAAUUUCAGAAAAGAAACUAUUAAAAGACCAUGCCUUGGGGAUAGAUUAUAAAUGAGAAAGUGUCACAUUUGCAUCCCGUUAUAAAUGAAAAUCAUAUCAAAAGUAUGUUGUUUCCAGAGACUUUGUACUUAGAAUAUUCAUGUAAAACUUGUGAACAAGCUUUCAUUUUGAUCAAACUGAUCAUCUUCAUUUUUGUAAUAAAGCUGAAGACUCAUCCAGCAA
Messenger RNA from Dipodomys ordii (Ord's kangaroo rat), 2849 nucleotides. It is a transcript of the gene Prpf39, whose product is annotated as pre-mRNA processing factor 39. NCBI's taxonomy places the organism in Eukaryota, Metazoa, Chordata, Mammalia, Rodentia, Heteromyidae. Gene Ontology annotation, biological process: RNA processing; mRNA 5'-splice site recognition. The record is from RefSeq and is a predicted model, not a curated record. The coding region runs from base 529 to 2172 and encodes 547 amino acids. Gene Ontology annotation, molecular function: protein binding. The transcript is spliced from 12 exons. Gene Ontology annotation, cellular component: U1 snRNP; commitment complex; U2-type prespliceosome.